GAUCGGCACCGCCGAGGGCAACUGGAGCCUUGUAGCUUGCGUCCUGGGGGCGGCUCGGCACCUCCUGACCCGAAUCCCAUUACCACACACCGAGGUUUGCGGUGGUCAGGCUACUGCCUGCUUCUCGGACAGUCUCCGGGCGAUGUGUGUCCUCCCUAAAGGUGAAGAUAUCAACUGAGCCCCUUUUUCCUACCUCCCCAUCCCAUGUUGGUAUCCUGCCAUCCAUUUUCUCUGCCAACGGGAAGAAAGGAUCAAAAGACAAAGAACAGCAGAAUAAUAUAAUUGAUUGCAGGUUUCCCGAGAGGAGUGUCCAAGUUAUGUUCAGUCUGCACAGGACCAAAUGGUCAAAUUAAUCUGUCACCAGGCGCAAACUAUGGAGAAGACCCCUGUCAGCUGCAUUAUCUCUUUCUGAUUCCACAGUUAUUGAUAGUAGAACAUUUUGAUCUGAAUACAGAGCUGGAAUGCUGUUUGGCAGCAAGUUCUCUAAUGCAUCCAGAUUUGUUAACAUCCACUGAAAACAGCUUGGAUAUUUUUGCACAGGAGGAAAAAACGUCACAUUUGGGGAUACUUUGUUGUGCCUGGAUAUUUUAGACAGAACUAAUCCAGAUGGCUACAUUCCUAUUGAGACCCUCUAAGUCGCUGACUUAUGGUUGCAACUGACCAAAGUAACCAGCUGAAGAAUUAUUUCAGGCCUCUUUCCACUAGAAAAGCCCCUAUUUACCAAGAGUCUUAGCGCAUAGAGGUUUUGAUGGUGAUACAGCUUAUACAGUAUGGCUGCAGGAGUGGCAACCUGGCUGCCCUUUGCCCGGGCAGCAGCUGUGGGCUGGCUCCCACUGGCCAAGAAGCCUAUGCCCAAACCUCCUCUGGACAAUAAACGCCGCCAUGAUGAAAUCUUAGUGGUCAAUGUUAGUGGAAAACGCUUCCAAACGUGGAAGAAUACCCUUGACCGUUAUCCAGAUACCUUGUUAGGCAGUUCUGAGAAGGAAUUCUUUUUCGACGAAGACAGUAAGGAAUACUUCUUUGAUCGGGACCCAGAGAUGUUUCGGCACAUUCUCAACUUCUAUCGUACCGGCAGGCUCCAUUACCCCCGCCAGGAGUGCAUACAGGCCUUUGAUGAAGAGCUAUCCUUUUAUGGAAUCAUCCCAGAGUUGAUCGGCGACUGCUGCUUGGAGGAAUACCGAGAUCGUAAGAAGGAGAAUGCAGAGCGCCUGGCUGAGGAUGAAGAAGCCGAGAAUGCCACGGACACUUCCUUGCCACCAGAUAGCACAUUCCGCCAACAGCUCUGGAGAGCAUUUGAGAAUCCCCACACCAGCACCAUGGCUUUGGUCUUCUACUAUGUGACUGGUUUCUUCAUAGCCGUCUCGGUUAUUGCCAAUGUGGUGGAGACAAUCCCAUGCCGGCCACCUCCUGGGCAGAAGAGAAACAUGUCCUGUGGAGAUCGUUUCCCCAAAGCUUUCUUCUGCAUGGACACAGCCUGUGUCCUCAUCUUCACCUUUGAGUAUUUCAUGCGGCUUUUUGCUGCCCCAAGUCGUUUUAAGUUCAUGAAAAGUGUGAUGAGUAUCAUUGACGUUGUGGCCAUCAUGCCUUAUUAUAUUGGGCUGGUGAUGCCAGAAAAUGAAAAUGUCUCUGGGGCCUUUGUGACCCUGAGAGUCUUCCGCGUCUUCCGCAUCUUCAAGUUCUCACGCCACUCGCAGGGCCUAAGGAUCCUGGGCUAUACUCUUAAGAGCUGUGCCUCUGAGUUGGGCUUCCUUCUGUUCUCCCUCACUAUGGCUAUCAUCAUCUUUGCUACUGUUAUGUUCUAUGCUGAGAAGAGCACAACGGAGACCAACUUCACCAGCAUUCCUGCUGCCUUCUGGUACACAAUUGUCACCAUGACCACACUUGGGUGA
Messenger RNA from Ahaetulla prasina, 1889 nucleotides. Its product is annotated as potassium voltage-gated channel subfamily D member 1-like. The record is from RefSeq and is a predicted model, not a curated record. The coding region runs from base 771 to 1889 and encodes 372 amino acids. NCBI's taxonomy places the organism in Eukaryota, Metazoa, Chordata, Lepidosauria, Squamata, Colubridae. Gene Ontology annotation, molecular function: A-type (transient outward) potassium channel activity; protein binding. Gene Ontology annotation, cellular component: membrane; neuronal cell body; voltage-gated potassium channel complex. Gene Ontology annotation, biological process: potassium ion export across plasma membrane; protein homooligomerization. The transcript is spliced from 2 exons.